Molecule: messenger RNA, 1023 nt
Organism: Clonostachys solani
Lineage: Eukaryota; Fungi; Ascomycota; Sordariomycetes; Hypocreales; Bionectriaceae
Source: the annotation of a GenBank genome assembly
AUGCCCUACGAGCUCAGAGGUACGAACGAGCAGAGGGAGGCACGGAAGAUCGAAACUCGGCUCAACUUCGACUGGCUUGGAAAGAGCUGGAUCCCCUCCGACAUUCUCGAAAUCGAAGAAGCCAACAUCUCUCCCAUCAUCAACAUCGACGCAAGACUCACUGUGCUUCUCCACUUGAGAGACAUCACGAAGACCGCCAAGGCCAGCAGCAUGAGACUUUCCUAUCUUUGGAGUCCUGAAGGUCCUCUCCGUGAGGCUUAUGAAGAAGAGAACUCUUUGACAAGCGAAGAAUUCUGGAGGAUUGCGAGACAAAACCUGGCGGAGAGUGAAGCUCGCGCCAACUCCUCUUCCUUGAGCCUGGCAUCGACCAACGACACGAAUGACAGCACUGCUAACAAACCGGCCCAUUGGAAGCGACGCAUUAUCAAGCUACGAUCAUCUAAAACUGUGCACGAGCAAGCGCAACCAGUCGAGGCGCCGAACCCAACUCCCAACCCCAUCGACCCAGACCCAGCAACGAUCUCCCCGGGCUAUCUCAUCGAAAAUGAGACGAGCACUCAACUCAGGCAACGCCUCGGCGCGCUGGCGUCCAAACUCGACAUUGUGAAGUCUCACAAAGAAUACCUGGAUGCCAGAAUCGCGAGUUUGAAGCAGGCAGUCGAGAACCUCGAUGACUUUCGAGGCGAACUGGGAGCAACUUUCGACACCUACCAGGCUCGCUUUUCGACUCAAUUCUCUCACGGCAGCGCCAUCGGCAUCAACGAAGUGACGGAAGUGGCGGGCUGUCUCGAUACGAACGAAACAAGCGACUUGGCAGAAUUCUUCCGGGAUGACUGUGCGCAGUUCAAACGGAAACUGGAAGCACAUCGCGCAGUGUACAAGUGUAGUAUCGACGAAGCGUACCGUAAUUUGGCCGAGGUCAUGAAGGAGUCGGAGAAGCUCAACGUGUAUAACAAUCUUCUGAAGGAUAUUUGUCAGUUGAAGGAGAACAUGGAACGCAACCCCGGUGCUUGGAAGAUGUGA